This is a messenger RNA of Poecilia latipinna (sailfin molly), 1417 nucleotides long. Its product is annotated as G-protein coupled receptor 126-like. The transcript is spliced from 4 exons. Lineage: Eukaryota; Metazoa; Chordata; Actinopteri; Cyprinodontiformes; Poeciliidae. The annotation marks the transcript as partial. The record is from RefSeq and is a predicted model, not a curated record.
UGUGAUUUUUGGAUUCAGCUCAUCAAAAUUACCCUAAAACAGUUGAAAAACCACAGACAUUUUUUGGCUGUUGAUCUGUGUAAUCAAUCUUCUAUCGAUUGAUUAUAUAACUUCUCUUUGGCUGCUGAACUUUUUUUAACAGAACAACAUCUCCCAGUGUGGGCGCGUUUUCUCCUGAUUGUAGGAAAAAACUUCUAAACAAUCUUUCUUGAGUUUCUUGCUCAACUCUUGAGAAAAUACUUCGUUUGUUGCAUGGAUCUAUGAAGUCCUUCUUGGAAACUUUUCUUCAUUCACUCCCUUUGCUGCUGAUCCAGCCUGAUAACUUUACCUAACUGAAGUCGGUGUUUGCCUCGUCUCUCGUUGUUGUUCUGGUCUCCUUUCCGUCCCGUCUUCCUUUGUCCUGUCCUAUUGUUAUCAGUCAUGUAACUGGAGGUUUGACUCACUGGCUUUAUCCCACCAUCUGCUCCAGUUCUGGGCUGCAGCUCCAUAAACUGUAACGUGGUGCUGACUGAGGCCCAGGGCGACUUCACGUCACCCUGCUACCCCCAGAAAUACCCCAACUCUCACACCUGUAAGUGGACCAUGCAAGCGCCGACCGGCUUCAUCAUCCAACUCUCCUUCUUGGACUUUGAAUUGGAAGAGGCACAGGACUGCAUGUAUGACCGGGUCGUGGUGAACACCGGUAGCACUGAGUCAAAGUUUUGUGGUCUGACGGCCCGAGGUUUGACACUAAACUCAACAAGGAACGUGAUGGAGGUUUCUUUCAUCUCUGACUUCAGCAUACAGAAGAAGGGCUUCACGGUUAGCUUCCAACACGUCGCAGUGGCUUUGAGGAACCAAAAGGUGAAAAUCCCAAAUGGUAACGGACAAAUCGCAGAGGUCAUCAACUCCGUUUCCAUACCGGCGCUCAAUGAAUUGACCAUAUGCUUUGAGGUGGAAAGAACAGGCUCCAGACAGAAAGAAUGGCUCUUCACCUACUACGACAUCAACAACAACGUGGCGUUAAGCUUUGGCUACAAUCAGACGGGCAUGGAAAUGGUUAUUGACGGAGUGGUCUGCCCAGUAGAGUCGAUCAUCUCUGUGGCUGAGUUCACCUCUUCCAUGAAGUUCUUCUGUGUCCUCUGGAUGUCCUCCAACAGUCGUGUGGCUGCUUACUUCAAUAGGCGCUACUAUGGGAAGAGCUGCUCGCCAUCUAGUGGCCACUCUGUGCCAGCUGGAGGAGUCUUCAAAUUAGGAGGCUUAGGGGUGCAGAGUUUCAAAGGGAACAUGUACAACCUGCGCCUGUGGAACCGAGCCAUGACGGUCCAGGAGCUGAGCGGCUUGACCUGCGACAUGGUGGGGAACGUCAUCGACUGGGACAACAGCCAGUGGACCAUCUCGUCCUCUCUUGCUCAGACUGACAACACACUUAGCUGCA